Molecule: messenger RNA, 1058 nt
Organism: Rhagoletis zephyria (snowberry fruit fly)
Lineage: Eukaryota; Metazoa; Arthropoda; Insecta; Diptera; Tephritidae
Product: enoyl-CoA hydratase domain-containing protein 3, mitochondrial-like
Cellular component (GO): mitochondrion
Molecular function (GO): hydro-lyase activity
Source: RefSeq, a predicted model, not a curated record
GCAUAUUUGUGUAAACAGCUGAUUACUUAUCACAAUUUUAGUUGACAGUUUACCUAUUUAAUUCGCAACAAGUGCAAUUUUAAUACUAUCAGCUAAAAAUGUUGCGUACAUUAUAUACAUCAUUAGCAAAGAGUACAAAUUUAACUGCUGCUGCAAUGGCUCCACUGCUCGGGGGAAGCAAUCGUAAUCAAAGUACAAUCAUUAAACAAAGUGAUGGUGUACGUGAGAUCAUAUUAAAUGAUCCCAGAGCACGCAACACACUUUCCCGUGAAGUGAUGGCAAGCAUCCUCGAAGGCAUUACAAAGGAUGCACAUGAUGAAGAGCUACGUUGCAUAGUGAUUAGCUCCACCGGUCCAGUUUGGUCGGCGGGACAUAACUUGAAAGAAAUUUCAGCCUCUACUGAUGGCGGUUGUGAGAUCUUUAGCCAGCUUGUGGAAAUCAUAAUGAACAUAUACAAAUCUCCAGUGCCGAUAAUAGCGAAAGUAAAUGGCAUGGCUACUGCUGCUGGCCUACAGUUGGCAGCCUCAUGUGAUAUGGUCGUGGCAUCAGAUAAAGCAAGCUUUGCUGCUUCAGGCAUUAACUUAGGCAUAUUCUGCACGACACCUGGCAUUGCGAUAUCACGUAUUAUGCCGCGUAUGCGGUCUUCUUACCUGUUGUUUACUGGUUUCCCGAUGAAGGCACCAGAUGCUUUAGCGGCAGGCUUGGCCAGCAUUGUUGUACCCGAGGCAGAACUAGAUGCAGAAACUGACAAAAUAACAAAAUCAAUAAAAGAGAAGAGUCGCGCAGUGAUAGCCAUGGGUAAAGUUUUCUAUUACAAACAAUUGGAAAUGGGCAUUAAGGAAGCCUACGAACAAGGCACAAAUGUAAUGGUUGAAAACAUACGCAUGGAUGAUGCACAGGAGGGUUUGAAAAGUUUUGCUGAAAAGCGUAAGCCCAAUUGGUCAAAAUUGUGAAUAUGUAGCUGUUGUUGACUUUAGAAACAAACUUAAUAAUAAGCUCAAUGAAAGGAUCGGGCUGCUAUUCAAAUGCAUUUAUUUUUCAUAUGUUAAUUUUUGUUU